GCCACAAACUGGAUUGCAUGGAGUUGCAGUGGAAGGUGUGCAGUUUGUUGCGGUAUGAUUAAUUCCGUUUAAGAUAUGCUUUGUCAUCUGCUGGGGAGAAUCAUCACAUAUGAAUGUGUGCAGUCACUCGAAAGGCAGAGAGUGUCCCUUAGAAUGGCAGUUUGAUUUGUUGGGAAAUGAUGUUUUCAAUUAGCAGUAUGAUUUUUGGGGAAAUAUUGAGGCUGCUAAGGUUCUUGUGCGUUUUAUGCGGGAUUUUUUGCUGUUUUGAUCAUGAGAGGUCAUUGCAUGCACAUAUUAGAGAAAAUUUUUCACUUCAUCGUGCUUGUUUGGUCAGAUAGAAAUUUAUUCUAAAUGCAUUUGAUAGACUCUGGAUGCUGGUGAUCAUUUGUUCCUGUAUUUAAUUAGACACACUGUAAUUCGGAAAGAAUCUCUUGGAAUUAAAAUGAAGAACUUACCUGGGAUCCCAGGGACAUGUGGUGGCCUCCUUCUCCGUGUAGGGCAGUUUCUGUUUGCUGCAGCUUCAGUUGUUGUGAUGGUAACUGGCGAGGAAUUUUCAAGUUACACAGCAUUCUGUUAUUUGGUUGCUGCAAUGGGUUUACAAUUCUUGUGGAGUUUUGGAUUAGCAACUCUUGAUGCAUAUGCAUUAUUAAUUAAAAGAGGCUUACGGAAUCCAGUGCUGGUUAGCCUGUUUGUGGUGGGAGAUUGGGUUACAGCUACACUUUCAUUUGCAGCAGCAUGCUCGACAGCAGGAGUAGCUGUUUUGUUUGAUAAUGAUCUAGGCUAUUGUGCUCAAACACAUUGUCGCAGGUACCAAAUUUCGGCUUCAUUGGCUUUUGCGAGUUGGUUGUUGAUUGGAUUGUCAUCCCUCAUAACAUUCAGGCUUCUGGCUACUGGAUGACUCAAGCUUAUCCUAUAUUGCUUUCAACCGUACAACAGAUAUGUUUAAUCUACAAUUGUGCCACAUUCUUAUUCUGUAAUAUCAUUGAAAUCUCAGAUCUGAUUUAUUUGUUUAUGUUACUUGUAAAUUUUAACAAUAUGCUAUGGAUCUAUGAUCAUGAUGUUUAAGUUGAUGAAAUGGAUCCAUGAUCAAUCAUUAAGGUGCUGAAUUCAUUCUUUUAGCAAGUAGAUUACUGAAAGUCAUGAGCUGUGCUGAGCUUAUACAGGACAAUUGUAGAUAUCAUUGUUCACACGUUUCAAAUUCUUGGCUUUGGCAAGGGUCAUUUAAUUGGCAAUUUGUUAAAGUAAUGAUUUGUUAAA
Molecule: messenger RNA, 1257 nt
Organism: Cryptomeria japonica (Japanese cedar)
Lineage: Eukaryota; Viridiplantae; Streptophyta; Pinopsida; Cupressales; Cupressaceae
Product: CASP-like protein 5B1
Exons: 3
Coding region: 443-898 (151 amino acids)
Cellular component (GO): membrane
Source: RefSeq, a predicted model, not a curated record